Molecule: messenger RNA, 1434 nt
Organism: Acomys russatus (golden spiny mouse)
Lineage: Eukaryota; Metazoa; Chordata; Mammalia; Rodentia; Muridae
Gene: Micu1
Product: mitochondrial calcium uptake 1
Exons: 11
Coding region: 1-1434 (477 amino acids)
Biological process (GO): calcium import into the mitochondrion; mitochondrial calcium ion homeostasis
Cellular component (GO): uniplex complex
Molecular function (GO): calcium ion binding
Source: RefSeq, a predicted model, not a curated record
AUGUUUCGUCUUAACGCCCUUUCUGCAUUGGCAGAACUAGCCUUGGGCUCUCGGUGGUACCAUGGAGCAUCACAGCCCGCCCAGAGCAAACGGAGACUCAUGAUGGUGGCGUUCCUGGGCGCCUCUGCAGUGACUGCCAGUACCGGUCUCUUAUGGAAGAAGGCUCAUGCAGAAUCUCCACCUUGUGUCAACGGCAGAAAGACUGACACUGGUGACAAAGGGAAGACUAAAGAUGACGAGGAAGUCUCUAGCCAUGAAGGAAGGGCUGCGGACUCUGAGGCCGAGCCUUACCCAGAAGAGAAGAAGAAGAAGCGCUCUGGGUUCAGAGACAGAAAAGUGAUGGAAUAUGAGAACAGGAUCCGCGCCUACUCCACACCAGACAAAAUCUUCCGAUACUUUGCCACCUUGAAAGUGAUCAAUGAACCUGGUGAAACGGAAGUGUUUAUGACCCCGCAGGACUUUGUGCGCUCCAUCACACCCAAUGAAAAGCAACCAGAACACUUGGGCCUGGAUCAGUAUAUCAUAAAGCGCUUUGAUGGAAAGAAAAUUGCCCAGGAACGCGAAAAGUUUGCUGAUGAAGGCAGUAUCUUCUACACCCUUGGAGAGUGUGGGCUCAUCUCCUUCUCCGACUACAUUUUCCUUACAACUGUUCUUUCCACUCCUCAGAGGAAUUUUGAAAUUGCUUUCAAGAUGUUUGACUUGAAUGGAGACGGAGAAGUAGACAUGGAGGAGUUCGAGCAGGUUCAGAGCAUCAUUCGCUCCCAAACCAGCAUGGGCAUGCGUCACCGAGAUCGUCCCACCACCGGGAACACCCUCAAGUCUGGCUUGUGUUCAGCCCUCACGACCUACUUUUUUGGAGCUGAUCUCAAAGGGAAACUGACCAUCAAGAACUUCCUGGAAUUCCAGCGUAAACUUCAGCAUGACGUUCUGAAGCUGGAGUUUGAACGCCAUGACCCAAUAGACGGGAGAAUCACUGAGAGGCAGUUUGGUGGCAUGCUGCUGGCCUACAGCGGAGUGCAAUCCAAGAAGCUGACCGCCAUGCAGAGACAGCUGAAGAAGCACUUCAAAGAUGGGAAGGGCCUGACUUUCCAGGAGGUGGAGAACUUCUUCACUUUCUUGAAGAACAUUAAUGACGUGGACACUGCCCUGAGCUUUUACCACAUGGCCGGAGCAUCUCUCGAUAAAGUGACCAUGCAGCAGGUGGCCAGGACAGUGGCCAAAGUGGAGCUCUCAGACCACGUGUGCGACGUAGUGUUUGCCCUCUUUGACUGCGACGGCAACGGGGAGCUGAGCAAUAAGGAGUUCGUCUCCAUCAUGAAGCAGCGGCUGAUGAGAGGCCUGGAGAAGCCCAAGGACAUGGGCUUCACCCGGCUCAUGCAAGCCAUGUGGAAAUGUGCCCAAGAAACUGCCUGGGACUUUGCUCUGCCCAAAUAG